CCGCCCCAUGAAUUUUCAUGCUCUGCAGGCAGUGAUUUUUGAAAUUUCCGCUCUUUCACGCACGAUGUUUCGGCCUCGUUUCAUCUGUAUCAGAGAAGGAGAGAUCUCACGAGAUUUGUAGUCGGCUCAAGGGAUGCCACGGGAUUUAGAGAAGUAAAUGUAUGCGCAGCGGCUUGGAGUGGGAGAGAAACUGGGCUCGUGUUUAACUUGUUAUAAGUGAGCGAAUGAACAGUAAAUACAGAGGGGGAAUUCUGCGUUUUAAAUAUUAACUGCGUACAUUAUUGUUUUAUCAGAGGCAAAGGCAUACAAAGCCGGAGUUUGCGAUAGAGAGGAUUAUGACAGCCGGGGACCUGCGUUGAAGAAAAAUACCGAUAGUGUAAGACUGACGGGGUAUGUAAAGAAAAUGUUACGGAUUCGAACUAUGAAACUUAACGGAGUAAAGCAUGUGUGACCUCACAGCACAGGUAAUCAGCAGUUUGCGACAAUUUCCAGAGGUGACUGUAGAAGCGCUUGGGGAGGAUGAGAUCAAAUUGGACUCUGUGCUACAUGGAAAGUUUGCUACAGGCAAGAAUGGGCUGGCCUGGCUGGCAUGUGGUCCUCAGCUGGAAGUGGUCAGCUCUGCCACAGGGGAGCGUCUUUCAGCAUAUCGGUUUAGCAGCGUCGGGGAGAACCCUCCUAAUAUCCUGGCAGCAAAGGAGUUCUGCUGGCUGAAAAGGACAGGCCUUCUUGUGGGACUGGAGGAAACGGAAGGGAGCAUGCUCUGUCUCUAUGACCUGGGCAUAUCGCGGGUCGUGAAAGCUGUGCUUUUACCUGGAAGGAUAACUGCUAUUGAGCCAUUAAUAAAUCACGGUGGUGCCAGUGCCAGCACUCAGCAUUUACACCAGAGUCUCCGCUGGUUCUUUGGGGCUGUGGCAGUAGUAACAGACGUUGGGCAUGUUCUGCUGAUUGAUCUGUGUUUGGAUGACUUAUCGUGCAGUCAGAGUGAGCUCGAAGCUUCAGGUCUUAAAGUUGUCAACAAGGCUCCGGCAGAGAUCCCACGUAUCCGUGAGACUGCGACCAGGGAAGGGAGACAUCUAUGCCUUCAGUUACAGAACCCGUCGGGGAAUGCAGCUACAGCAGUUCAGUACCUCGCAAGAACAAACCAGUUAGCAGUUGGGUUUUCAGAUGGCUGCCUUCAGCUCUGGAACAUGAAGUCCUUCAAGAAAGAGUAUCACUCGCAGUUAGAAGGUGGCAGAGUGUCUGUUCAUGCUUUGAUGUUCCAGGAACCUGAGAAUGAUCCUCGUAACUGCUGCUAUCUUUGGGCUGUACAAUCUGCCCAGGACAGUGAAGGGGAUGUUGUUAGCUUGCACCUGUUGCAGUUGGCAUUUGGAGACAAGAAGUGUCUGGCUUCUGGACAGAUCCUCUAUGAGGGUUUGGAAUACUGCGAGGAACGUUACAGUCAGGACCUGACUGGGGGUGUAUUCUCAUUAAGGGCACAAGCCACCAGCACCCGACUGCUUGGCUGCCAGACUAUUGAAAAUUUUAGAAACCACCCUGAUCGAGAUGAAAGCAUGAAUGACGUCUCUUCUCCUGACACAAGCGUGGCCAUCUUCAGUUGGCAAGUGAAAUCCUAUGGGCAGGGCAAACCCUCUACCUACCUGGGUGUCUUUGAUAUUAAUCGCUGGUACCAUGCACAGAUGCCUGAUUCUUUAAGAACUGGCGAGUUUCUUCACAAUUGCUCCUAUUUUGCUCUGUGGUCGCUGGACGCUGUGACAGUGACCUCCCCAAAUCCCCUCCUGGACAUUUUGGUACAUGAACGCAGUUUAAGUCGAGGACUGCCUCCUACAAGUCCACCUCCAGAGCAAUUUUUUUAUCCCAGCACUUAUAAUUUUGAUGCAACUUGCUUAUUAGACUUGGGGAUUGUACACCUAACAUGUUCUGGUUUUCAGAAGGAGACGUUAAGUUUCCUAAAGAAAUCUGGUCCUUGUCUAAGUGAAGCUAUUCCUGAUGGUUACAGCAGGUGUCUAAUGGCUGGCCUGCUGUCUCCCCGACUUGCUGAUGUGCAGCCUUCCAGUCUUACCCAGGAGGAACAGUUGGAAGCCAUACUAUCAACUGUCGUUAAAACAAGUUCCUUUUGUCUGAUAACUGGGUGCAUCAAACAAUGGACCCGAGAAGAGCAACCAAGGUCUGGAGCUAACCUACGCUUCGUACUUGAGUGGGCAUGGAAUAAGUUGGUUCGUACAAAAGAUGAACUUGACAGCAUUUGUGCUCCACUCUUUAGCAGCUCCUGUAACUUCAUUGAUCCACAAACACUCCAGGCUAUGCAGCACUGUCAGUUGCUACUUGGCAAUCUCAACACCAUUUUUAACUGCUUCCUCAGUGAGGCACAAGAACUCACUGAGAAAGGUCUAGUGGACUUAACGAACAAACAUGUGGUUGCCAACCUUAUUUUUCAAUAUGCCCAGGUGGUGCUGUGGUUCUGUCGUUCUGGUCUCCUGCCAGAAGGUGCCGAUGUUCUGCAGAUAUCUAAGCCUUGCUAUAACUAUCCUGAAAUACAGAACUAUUAUAACGGCCGACGGCAGAAGCUUGAACGCUUAUCUAGAGGUAAAUGGUCUUCAAAUUGCCUUAUGAUUGAUGGAAUGGUGGCCCAGUUUGGUGAUCGAAUUGAGAAGGUGUGGAAGCGCGAUGAAGGCGGAACUGGAAGAUAUCCUCCUCCAACACUGCAUGCAUUGCUUGAUAUUUACCUGUUGGAGAGUGCUGAAGAAUCGGCAAAGCAUGCAAUUGUUAUUUAUUUGUUAUUGGAUGUCCUGUAUUCUUUUUCCAAUAAACCAGAGUCCUCUGUUGAAUCUUUCCCAACUGCAUUUGCAAUCCCUUUGGGAUUGGUAAAGCUUAUCCAAGGAUUUUGGCUACUGGAUCAUAAUGAUCAUGAGACAGCUUUGGAUCUCAUCCUUCACCCAACCACUAGCCGAUCAAUGCUGUCUUGGCAACAUGCACGGAUAAUCCAGGCCUUGAUGUGCCAAGGGGAGCACAGACAAGCCCUUAGAUACAUACAGAUGAUGAAGCCGUCAAUGUCGACUAGCAGUGAAAUAAAACUGUACCUCACUGUGUUCCUGUUUAACAGGUGUAUGGUGGAGGCCUGGAGUUUGCUAAGGCAACAUUCCAGUAGGCUGAAUGUGGAGGAUUUGCUAAAACACAUGUAUGAAAUGUGUCAGGAGAUGGGGCUAAUGGAAGACCUUCUAAAGCUGCCGUUCACAGUCACUGAGCAGGAAUGUUUGGAGAAGUUCCUGCAAAGCAAUGGUGACCUUCAAAACCAAGAGUUUCUCAUGGUUUAUUAUCUCCAGCGAGCCAACUAUGUGCCAGCAUUGCAACUCAAUCAGACCCUAAAGAUGAACUUAAUGAAUAACCGAGAUCCUCAACUGAAAGAAAGAACAAUUGCCAGAAACUCUAUUUUAGACCAGUAUGGAAAGGUUCUUCCCAGAGUGCAACGGAGACUUGCCACAGAACGAGCAAAACCUUACCACCAUCCAUCCACAAUUCUGCGGGAAGUUUCAAGGCCAAAGCCAUUGUCCACUAUGGCAAAACCAGCUGCUUCAGGGAAUAUCCUCACAAGAGCAACCUUCAUUAACAAUGUGCUCUCUAAAAUUGGGGAGGUGUGGGUUGGCGAUAUUACUAAACCGGAUCUGUCACCAUUCAAAAGUCCGAAAAUUCCUGAACUACCACUCGUUAAAUCACCCCCGCUGUCAUUAGACCAAACUGAUGCGUUUGUGGGCACGCCUAUUACCAGAACUACAAAGAGGAUUUCCAGGUUACUUGAUUUGGUGGUUCUGCCUACUCCUGAGAAGUCUCCAGAUGCUGUGAGCAUUCAGCAAACUCCACCCAAGGUUAUCCCAUCAUGGACUACAUCCAGUCCAUUACGGCCAAGUGCUAUCAAGCCCAGCUACCUCAAAAAUGUUUUUAAGCCCUCCGAGCUAACCUUGCUGCAAACUCCUCCAGUGGUAAAGAGAGCAAGAGCUUUGACAUCUGUGGCCUCUAGCUUCCCUGGCUUCACCCCCCACUCCAUCCUGAGGUCCAGCCAGCGCCCAACGCCUGUAGGGUCUCCUUCUGCUUCUCCGGGCAGGUCCCUCACCCCACCUCUGCGUGUGAAAGAAAGUCGUAUCACCUUCAUAGAGGCUACAACCAGACCUGCACAAUGGAGCAAUGGGAUUGCAGCUGAUAACGAAAUAAACUUGCUCUCAGCAACUUCAUCGGUACUCAAAUCAAGAUCUCGGUCAGCUAGCCCUUGGUCUACUUCUGCAGAAGAACGUGUUUUGUUUGCACCAAGCAAGCCACUGGUCUUGCAACUGCAGAAUGAGGGAAUGGCGGAGGAGAUUCCUGACCGAGAUGCUUCAGAAGACAUGCAGGAGGUCAAGGAGAUGAGCCACAUUUCUGCACGAUCCGGAGACUCCACGUUGGAAUUCCAUGAUGCACCCACCCCCGAGGAGUUUGAGGAUGAUGUAGUGAUUAUAAACGCAAAGCCAGCAGUUUCUGUGGACUGUAAACCAGUGCAGGUGGAAGUGCCACAGCUGGUGGUGCUGGAGGAGGAGGAGGAGGAGGAGGAGGAAGAAGAAAAAAAGGUGUCUGAAGUAUUCUUAAUAGAGAAGCAGGAGGAAAGACUUCACCCAGAGGAUGAAAAUGAAGUGGUAGAGCCACCAAUGGAGUACAAAGAUUUGGAUAAUGUGGAUGUCCCCUCAACAUUGACACGUGCUAGUAUUAGGGACGCCUUUGUGACAGACUUUCACUACAUGGCAGCAUCUGAGAGCAGUGAACAAAAGUCGUACCCACUGUUUGAGGUGGUUUUUGGGACUGACGACUCUUCAGAUGUUUUGGUACCUGUAGCGGCUGAUACUCGGUCUGUGGUACAUGUCAGUGAAGAUGUAGCACCUUCAGAAAACAAACCUGAGGACAUUGCAGAGAAUGGUAAAAUUGAGGAACAUGUUUGCUUGGAAGAGGAGGCCACUGCAGAGAAUGUUGAAUGCUUGGAAGAGGGGACCCCUGCUGAAGAAUCUGGUGUCUGCUUGGAAGAGCGCACUGUUGAUGACUUUCCUGUAAUCUCUGAGGAAAGACAGGUUCCAGAUCACAGUGUUGUAGAAGAUCCUGAACCAGUGUCUUACACAGAGUUGCAGCCGACUGUCCCUGUUCUUACUCCGGUCCAGUUCUCCGACACGCAGCACUUCAAAGGAGAACUCUUGGAAAUUAGAGAAACCAAUGAAAGUGAAGUUUCGAAGAUUCAUGAUGACCUGGAACCAACUCCUAGCAGUUUUUCUUUAAUACUUGAAGCUGAGGAUGGAGAGAAUGAAAUGGAAAAUGCAGCUACUGAACCUAAUGCACACCUUCUGGUUGUAGAGUUGCUUAAAGUGAGAGAAAGUGGAGACCAUGCUGAGGAAGGUCGUGAUGUUUCUGAAGAGUCAGAACAACAAAUUGGUAAUCAGGAGGCUGUAACUUUGGUAAAGGCUGCGGAGGAGAGUCCUGAAGCCCAAAUUGAUAUUGCGGAGUCUCUUCCAUAUGUGUCUGAGCCGAUUAAAAUGGUUAUUGCAGAGAACCUGCUAGAUGCUGUCAAAGACACUAGAACUAAGGAGUUUGUUGCUGAGUUGGUCGACGGCUGUAUGCAGGAAGAAAUGCUGGUGACGGGCAAAACAGUAAGAAGCCCAACCUCCAAACCCUUGGAGGAACCCAUUCACGCUUUGACAGACGCUAGCAUCAAAGAGAUAACCAGCACUCUGGCAGAGAACAAGCAGAAAUCAAGAUGCACCAGGGGAAAAAGUGUGGUGAUGGUUGAGGAGCAGACUGCAGAUGUUCAGAUGUUACAUCCAAUAGAUGGCGAGCCUUUGGAUCAACCAGACUUACAGGUGCCUACAACUCCCAGAAGAGCUAUGAGAAGUGCAAAGCACCAGCCCCAAACAAACACGUCUGCUACACCAGGGAGGACCCUGAGAAAAACUAAAGAUGUCAAGUUAGAACCUGACGCAGACCAGCACCAAACUACACAGCCAACCACGCCAAGGAGAGGGGGACGUAGAACAAGAAGUAGCAUUGUUGAGCCUGUGGAAAGCAUCCAAGCUAUGGAUAAAGAUAAUAAACAAGAGGUAACGAUGACGGUUAUCCCUACAAGGAGAACCAGGCGAACAAGCAGUAUCUUGGCUGUUUCUGAAAGUGCCUUGGUGGACCAGCCAGUAAAAGUGUCAGCCAGUCCUAGUAGGUUUACCCGGAAAUCCAUAGGGGUCACGUUGGAGAUUCCCCAAGUGUCCCAACAAAAGGACAUUUCCACCGAGCAUCAUAAGCAGAUGCCCCUCACCCCCAAAAGAGGCAGAAAGUCCAAGAGCAGUUUGGAACAGCUUAAAACGGCUACUCCUCGUAGAGCUACCAGGAGCAGAUUGGCAAGCCUAACACAAGUUCCUGAAGAUGCAUUGCCCAUUUUAGAAAAUGCCUAUGCAAAUGAACUAGCGCUGCAAGCCCCUGACACUUCUAAGGAAAGCACAAGGCUUGUGGAAACAACGGAAACCAGAGAGUCCGGAAUUAUGAUGGUUGAAGGUACUGUGUCUCAUCAUGAUGAAAUGAUCAAAGAGGUACAUGGAACUGCAGCUAACAGCAGGAGGAGGAACACCCUGGAAACCCAGCACCCCUCCCCUGAUGAGGCUGAGGACACCAGGGGUUUGGCAGAACUCUCCAGCAGUGAUGAACUGCAUGCUGAAGAACAGAAUAUAGAAAGCAAUGCAGGGGACAGUGAGAAGAUGGAUCCUGCAAAGGCAACUGUUAAGAAAGCAAGGGGUCACCCCAGAAAAGUUUCUGAUUUACCAGCUCAAGAACCCUUUGUAUUCACUCCUCCGUGCACAAGGUUGAUGAAAGCUAAAAAGCCAAAUUCUCCUGAAGCCCUGUCAACUGUUGAACCGCAGUUUGUCUCUUCCCCUCCUGCAACACGGACAAGACGGAAAGUUGGCAUCACAAUAUCCAGAACUGUGGAGGAGAUGGAUAUACAUGAAGUAGAUAAUGAAGUUCCUAAAGCUUCAAAACCAAUGAAAAAGAAAGCCAGCAAAGCAAAAAAAGAUGUCCCGUGGUCUCCUCCACCAGUGGAAGUAAACCUAAUCUCGCCUAUUGCCAGCCCAAUAGAUGCAUCAGCGGGAAAACAAAAAUCAGGAGAUGAUGCAACUUCAGAGAGGAGAAACCUGAGGAGAACUAGAAAGAGACUGAUGGAUACUAUUUUUCCAAAGCCAGUUACACGCAGGAAGAUGCCUUGAAUUUAAAAAGAUUUAUAACAUUUACCUCCUCCCUUUUGUAAUAAAAAAAUAAAAUAAAAAAAUGUGUUGUAUGACCAUUGGAAAUGUUUAAAUUGCUGAACAUCUAAUUUGGGGGGAAAUAAUUUAUAUAAAUUAUUGUAACAUUUUGUUCUGUAUGGAGUAUUGGACUUUUUUGUGGUGUUUUUUUUUUAUUUUAUAAGACCAUACAUUUAUAGAAAUUAUGUAAAUAUUUUCUUUAUUUUAGCAAUGUUAAAAAUAAAAAUGUACACUUUGCAAUA
Messenger RNA from Acipenser ruthenus (sterlet), 7528 nucleotides. It is a transcript of the gene ahctf1, whose product is annotated as AT hook containing transcription factor 1. The coding region runs from base 444 to 7250 and encodes 2268 amino acids. NCBI's taxonomy places the organism in Eukaryota, Metazoa, Chordata, Actinopteri, Acipenseriformes, Acipenseridae. The record is from RefSeq and is a predicted model, not a curated record. The transcript is spliced from 36 exons.